AUGGCACGACCGAAGCGCAUCGUCCUCGCAACCAUAGAAGACACCAUCACACCGCCCGAUACGCUCCCUCCUGCGCAUCGCAUCGCGCGUAUCACAAAAGCGGAAGGCAAGAAUCUCUACAACGCUGAGCUACCCGACGGCAAGGCAGUCCUCGCAGAACUAGAAGCGAAAUUCCGAUCGACGGUAUGGAUAAAGCGGGGUAGUUAUGUAGUUGUAGACACGUCGGGGCUGGCGGAUAGGGAGAACAAGCUCGAUGGAGAGAUCGUGAAUGUGGUUCGCGAUGAGAAGGCGUGGAGAAAGAUGAGCUACUGGCCCAAAGAGUUUGCAAAGAAGUCCACGUACGUCGAGGAUAGCGACGAAGAGGAAUCUACCGUCGGAAAGAUGCCGCCUGUCGAUUCGGACGAAGAGUGA
Cucurbitaria berberidis CBS 394.84 is the source of this 411-nucleotide messenger RNA. RefSeq names its product nucleic acid-binding protein. The record is from RefSeq and is a predicted model, not a curated record. Gene Ontology annotation, biological process: translational initiation. NCBI's taxonomy places the organism in Eukaryota, Fungi, Ascomycota, Dothideomycetes, Pleosporales, Cucurbitariaceae. Gene Ontology annotation, cellular component: nucleus. Gene Ontology annotation, molecular function: RNA binding; translation initiation factor activity. Bases 1 to 411 code for a protein of 136 amino acids. The transcript has 2 exons.